This is a messenger RNA of Pocillopora verrucosa, 1228 nucleotides long. RefSeq lists its product as uncharacterized. Lineage: Eukaryota; Metazoa; Cnidaria; Anthozoa; Scleractinia; Pocilloporidae. The record is from RefSeq and is a predicted model, not a curated record.
CGAAUCGCAGUUCGAAAGGCGCAGGUCGCAUCACUUCAGUUUCCACGGAAGUGUAAUUUCAAGCGCCGUGUGACUUAUUAUAAUAGAAAGGUCUUAUUUGGAUGAACGGCUCAUUGGGAAAAUGAUUUGAGAAGCCUGAGCUUGAGAUGAUCGGAACAAAAUUGAGUGCACCGUUAUUGCUGCCUUCCCUUCUCCUUUUCCUGCUGCUAGAGGACAACGCAGAUGGCCGAGCUAUAGUGUCGCCAUUCUUUCGACCUCCACCCGGACAAGAGUAUGAAAAGAUUAACGCCAUAAAAGACCAUUUUUAUGAGCAGUUCUAUGGUAAAGGAGGGAAAAAGAAUAAAAUAAGUCACAAGAAAGUACUGACAUCGCAGGAUAUGACAUUAACAAGAGAAGCUCUGUUGCAGGCAACCUCGGCCCAGACCACCGCACUUGUUGCUGCAGCUCAAGCUGCGCGCUCAUCCUUGGAGAUCUCGGAACUAGCUCAGAAGGCCCAGGACAUCUCAGUCAAGAGAGCACUAUGGGCAUUAAAGACAAUCAAAGUUGCAGCGAAAGCUGAAGAAGUGGCGGUGAACGCCAUACAGACCAUGUUUAUGUAAAAAUGAGUAGCAGUAUUUCUAGUUUUCGCAGUCAGAUUUUACAAAAUAUAGAAUUUAAAAAUUGUCGCCUGGUUGUAAGACCUUUGAAAGAAAAAAGUAUAAUAAAUAUUUGUGCACAAAGCAACUUUACACCAUAAUUAAUCCCUCUACUUUUAAAGUAUUCAUUACAUCACCUUACCAUUCCUUUGAUUAUAAAUGCUAUCAUGCCAAAAUUACAUUCAGAGCGGAGAGUAUAUUUGAAUUUGCACCGCUCGUUAAUGAGUAAAAAAAUAUAAAUAAAGGUCAAGUUUUCAAGCUCAAGCUUCCUACUUCUAGGAUUUAAACAAUAACUAAGCCACAUUACUGGUCUGCAGAUGACACCCGCAAUAACAUUUAGCGAUGACAUAUACCCAAAUUAAAGUUUAGCUAUUUAACAGUGAAAGCUUUGCUCUAAUGACGCUUUAUGUUAAGACAAUACGUAAUAACAUAUCAACAUAAUUUAUGAUAAUGUAUUUUGGUAAGUGACAUGAAGAAUAAUCAAAGCAAGGUUUGACAAAGCCCUGAUAUUUCUUCAAUCUUGCUUUUUCUUAUCUAUGUAGGAUAAAAAUACUGCAAGGAACUGUUUCAUGCAAUCUUACCUAUGCUAUACA